UGACAGCUACGACGACCCGUCAAAGAUCCGCCCCCGCCCGCGACCACACGAGGCCCCCCAAUUGCACACCUGCCUGCCUGCCUGUUGACCUCACAUCGGCCCUCGCAACCCCGACGUCGUCCCUGCCUCCCUUGGAUCGCCGCACCGCUCCGUGCCCGCCUCCUUCAGGACCUCCUGCGAGACAGCGCCCUCGUCGCGCCGCCCAGUGACACCCCCGAUACAACCACACAAUGGCAUCCAAGUUCCUCCGAGAGUACAAGCUGGUCGUAGUCGGCGGCGGAGGCGUGGGAAAGUCGUGCCUGACCAUCCAGCUCAUCCAGUCCCACUUCGUCGACGAAUAUGACCCAACCAUCGAGGACUCGUACCGCAAGCAGUGCGUCAUUGACGACGAGGUCGCCCUGCUCGACGUGCUUGACACAGCCGGCCAGGAGGAAUACUCGGCAAUGCGCGAGCAGUACAUGCGGACCGGCGAGGGCUUCCUGCUCGUCUACUCGAUAACCGACCGCCAGUCGUUCGAGGAAAUCAUGACGUUCCAGCAGCAAAUCCUCCGGGUCAAGGACAAGGAUUACUUCCCCAUGAUUGUGGUCGGCAACAAGUGCGAUCUUGACGGCGAGCGGCAGGUGUCAACACAAGAGGGCCAGAACCUCGCACGGCAAUUCGGCUGCAAAUUCAUCGAGACCUCCGCGAAGAGCCGCAUCAAUGUGGACAACGCCUUCUACGACAUUGUGCGCGAGAUCCGCAGAUAUAACAAGGAGAUGUCCUCGUACACGGGCGCGCAGUCAGGCGGUCAGCAGAAUGGCGUAUCCAAAAUGGGCGUGGAAGACGGCAGCGACGAGAAGAAGGGCUGCUGCGGGUGCGUAGUCAUGUAGAGCACAUUCCUUUUGUUUGCUGUCGAGCUGGCGCGAGGCGCGCGGAAAGAGAUGCUUGAUUGAGGAAGAAAGAUACCUGUCGCCUCCGGCGCCGUCUGCCGCGUCGAGAAGGCCGACGCUAGGGAAGCCGACGCCCGAGACGAAAAAUCAUUGAUACCUUUAGCACGUACUGCCGCUUUAACUCUACGUCCCGUGGUCUGGCAUCCGAUCUUACCCUUCUCUCGAAAACCAAAACCAACCUACUUUCUGCUGGGAGGGCUCUUCGGUGUUGCCACGGAUCUCUCUCUCUCUCUCUCUCUCUCUGUUGCGGGAACGCGUACGACCAUCAUUGCUCGAUCGACCCAAUUCGAUCCAACAUUUCCUCGUCGCUUGGACCGACCCGAAUCUAGACUCGAUUUUUCCUA
Paraphaeosphaeria sporulosa is the source of this 1273-nucleotide messenger RNA. RefSeq names its product ras-domain-containing protein. The coding region runs from base 231 to 869 and encodes 212 amino acids. Gene Ontology annotation, molecular function: GDP binding; GTPase activity; GTP binding. The record is from RefSeq and is a predicted model, not a curated record. Gene Ontology annotation, cellular component: plasma membrane. NCBI's taxonomy places the organism in Eukaryota, Fungi, Ascomycota, Dothideomycetes, Pleosporales, Didymosphaeriaceae. The transcript is spliced from 4 exons. Gene Ontology annotation, biological process: signal transduction.